Messenger RNA from Pararge aegeria (speckled wood butterfly), 3709 nucleotides. RefSeq names its product proteasome activator complex subunit 3 (gene REG). NCBI's taxonomy places the organism in Eukaryota, Metazoa, Arthropoda, Insecta, Lepidoptera, Nymphalidae. Gene Ontology annotation, molecular function: endopeptidase activator activity. The record is from RefSeq and is a predicted model, not a curated record. Gene Ontology annotation, biological process: regulation of proteasomal protein catabolic process; regulation of G1/S transition of mitotic cell cycle; positive regulation of endopeptidase activity. Bases 175 to 906 code for a protein of 243 amino acids. The transcript has 5 exons. Gene Ontology annotation, cellular component: proteasome activator complex; cytoplasm; nucleoplasm.
AGCAAAACUAUAUUCAUUCAUAGUUUCCAUAGUUUAUACAUUAUUAGAUCUGUGAUACAAGUUCUACACGAGUCAAACUGGGUAAAAAGUUGUGCGGUUUUAAUUGUGCUAUUUCAAUUAGAAAAUUUGAGGAGUAAUUAAAUAGGUUACAAACGAACAUUUGAAUUAUAUAAAAUGACAGACAUUGGAAAGAAGGACUACAAGGAUUCCCUAAAAGUGAAGGCAGAACGUUUAAUAGUAAAAGGAUUUCCAGAGAAGAUUAUCAAGUUGAAUGAAAUUCUUGAAACAUCAAAUUUCCAAAAUCGAGAUCUUUCAAAUGUUCAUCAGGACUUAAACAUUCCAGUGCCACCUCCUGUUGAAUUAUCAAAGGAACCAAAUGUAAAAAGACCACGUUUAGAAUCAUCAGAGGCAUCAAACAACUCAACUAUUGAUGGCACUAAGGUAUAUGCCCUGCCUAAUGGGCCUGUGCUAUGCAACAGGACACUAAGUGAUCUCAUUCAACUAGUCAAACCUCAUAUUAGAGAGCUGGUAGAGGAUUCAAACUUGCUUAAAAUGUGGAUUUCUUUUAUGAUCCCUAAAAUUGAAGAUGGCAAUAACUUUGGUGUGUCAAUACAAGAGGACACUCUUGCAGAGGUACAAUCAGUAGAGUCGGAGGCUGCAGCAUUCUUUGAUCAGAUCUCACGAUAUUAUAUAUCACGGGCGAAGAUUAUUUCAAAGGUUGCCAAAUACCCACAUAUUGAUGACUAUAGGAGAGCAAUAAGUGAGCUUGAUGAGAAGGAGUACCUUUCACUGUGGCUUGUAAUGUGUGAAGUCCGCAACCGCUACUGUUCCCUACACGAUAUUGUGAUCAAAAAUCUAGAGAAAAUUAAAAAGCCUCGCUCCUCUAAUACAGAGUCACUAUACUAAGUCCUAAUUUUAAUUUUCAUCUAUCUUAGACAGACAAGGAAACCUUGUGGAUUUUAAAGGUAACAAACUUUUUAGGUUGCAUACAGUAAGAUUUUAUUACCCCUAGAGGUAUAAACCUAGUAUCAAUGAAACUUAGAAACAAUACAUUUUAAGUAAACAUAAGUAUAUUAUUAUUAUGACUGAAAUUUUUUUUUUGCAUUUUUUUGUUUGCAACAUUUUAAUAAACCCAUAUAUCAUUACUUACAAAUAUUUUUCGGAUAUCUUACAUAUAUUAAUAUACAGUAUUUUAAAUACCUUAAUAUAGUCCCUAAUAAAAUCUUAAAAUGUUCCAUCAGCUAUUGGACAAGACAGUCUGACUCUAGAGGUGAUAACAUCUGGUGGAUGCAUUAAAUUAUAAAAGUUCAACUGUCUCUACACACAUUCUAGACAGAUUUAAGAGCCUUCAGUAGCCCAUUGGUUUAUGAUCUGACUAUACUACUAGGUUAAGUACUAUUCGUAGGUUUAAAUAUGGCUAAUAUUUGGACAAAUGUAUAGCCAUUAGCACAAGGCUUUGUUUAUCUGGAAUAAUACAAGCUAAAGAUUCUUAAUCGUCAUACCAUCACUAAGAGUCACAAGCAAGGAGUAGUCCAAAGUGAGUUAUUACAGAAUUGAACCAAUACUGCUAACACCUAUCUACAUAUCUGGAUAAUAAAAUAUCAAAUAAACCUAUGGUGAUCAUGUCUUAAAGACCCACCUAAUGUGAAAGCCCACACAAACACAUGGUAAAAUUUACUUCACAUUAAAUGAAUUUGAUAAAUGACUGCAUUUAUUAUGCAGAUUGGAUAAAGUAUAUUGUUCCCCAUUUAUGUGUUUUUCUGUCUCAAGUCACUGAACAUGAAAAUAAACAAACACAUAAAACAACUCAGUCAAAUUAAUUUAAUUCAACCAUUUAUCAUGCAUAUUCAACAAGAAUGUGUGUAGAACCAGUAGUGUGGAUUUCUGUUCAUUACAGAAUUUAUGCAUAUUACAUAUGUUAUAACUUUGAGUGUUUGAAUAUUAUGUGUAAAACUUCUAGAUUUAAUGAGUAAUAUCAAAAUUCUUGUACAGGAAUAAUUCAGCUAUCCAUACAUGUUGACAGAUUAACAAACUUCUGUGAUGAGUUUUAGUUAUUGAAAAGCUAAUACUUGAGAUGAAUUGCAACCAACGUGUCUUGUUAUAUCAUCAUUCAUUUUACCAUACAUAUAUCUGUAGCCCUAUUGAAGGCUUUCAUAUAAACUAGCGUCACUAAAACGUUAGCAUAAAUCUGUUAUUUUAUACAUAGGACCAAACAUCAAAAUAUAACAACUCCAUAUAUAUGUGAAAGACUUAGUUUACUCCAAAGUUACUUAAGCAAGUUAACUUGAUAAAUAAGUAACACCAGGGGCACAGGGAGUCUGAAUAUUUUCUAUUGCAUAAACUCCACUGGUUUUAGAAUUUAAAUUGAGUAACAUUAACUCCAAUGCGUUUUGUUUCAAUUCGGGCGCAUAUUUAUUUGUCACGCCAUGAAAUCAAUCAUAUUUAUUGGCAUGCUUUCAAGAAAUCUCCCAUGUCCUAAAUGUGUUUUAUAUCAACCAAUUGAAAUGGCCUUUAAAUUAAUAAGCAAUGAUUAAAUGUGCAUAAUCUGCAAAGCAAUAAUAAUAAUAAUUAAUUGUCUGUAUUUAGAAGUUGCUAGAUUUUUCCCUAUACUAGUGAGUAAAAAAAACGAACCAAGGUAUUACCUUGUAGCAAAACUAUUCUUGUAUUAUUCUAUGAGAUAGGCAGUAUAAGAAGUAUAACAAAUUAGAAUAGUGUUUAAUUCCAAAUAUCAAAUAGAAUCACCCAAUAGGUAUGUAAGUUUUGCGAUUUUCUCCGCAAGCACCAGUGAGCUGUAAUUACUUCUAGAGCCCUAUGUAAUCUGCAUAUUUGCCACGCAUAGAGAAUGCGAGUCAAGUGUCAACGCCAUUAAAAACGACAAUCAUUACCAGCUUCUAUAAAGGAAAUUAUAACAGUUGUAUGAUUCAAGUUCCCACCAGCUGUGGAAAGUGCGAAAAUAGCUAAGAAACUCAUAUAAAAUACUUUAUGGUUUAUUUUUACACGAAUAUACAUGGGGUACGAAUGGUCGUAGUCUACUAAAUCGGACCAUCCUUUAGAGCGCUACACUUAGGCCAAAUGAGGACAGAUUCGGACUACAGCUCUGCGUUAAAACUGUCCAAUUUCUCUUUACUUUCCUAGAGGUAAUAUACAUGAUGAUGACAAAAGAUAUCAUUAAUCAGCCUAGAUAUUAUUAUCCCAUAUUAUUGAAGUACUAUCAUUUAAUAAUUAUUACGUGUGAGUUCAUUACAUUUAAUUGAAAUAAUUAAUAAUAUGUAUUUGGUAAUAAAGCUGAACAUUUUGUUGAAAUUUGUACAUUGAUUAUUCGUCAGUAAAUCUGGCUACAGAGUUGCGAUUUAGUUCAAUCGCAAUAGGUUAUAAUAGCGGUCAGUGACGCUACUUAACUAGACCCUGCGCAGUAAUCGAUUUUUAGGUUGCCAUCGUAUAUCUAGUUAAUAGGCGGUAAUGCCACAAUUUCAACAUAAAAUUUAUUCCUAACGAGACAUUAGUAUUAAGUGAAUUGUAUUUACAUUAUAAUAAUCAUAAACGUUAAUUUAUUGUUCCCUCAGUUUCCUUUGAGAAGUGACUGUAGGGUAUACAAUGUAUUGUAAAAACUGUACCGCUGUCCAUCUCCAGAGCCAUCACAUGUGGGGGCUCACAUGCAGCAGUUGUUUAUUGCAUUAUAUUCAAUUAAAUACAUUUCUAUGAAUGUGUA